This is a messenger RNA of Hepatospora eriocheir, 312 nucleotides long. Lineage: Eukaryota; Fungi; Microsporidia; Hepatosporidae. The record is from the annotation of a GenBank genome assembly.
AUGAAUUUCGAAGAAUUAAUGGUAAUUUUAAAUGAUAAUAGUGCCUUUAUAGCUAAAAUAGUAGAUUGGGCUAUGCUACUACCUAAGGACGAAUGGCGAAGCAUAUAUUGCAAAGGACACUCAGUUUUAAGGACGAGAAGAAAGAAGUACUGUGACAGCUUCCUCCUCUGUUGUAGACCCUUCAAAAAAGAGUGGUCUAUCUUUAAAAAUACAUUUUUUUCUUAUGAAAAGAAGGGUAAAAGAUGGAUUGCAAUACCAAUUCAAAAGAUAAUAAAGCUAUCUCUUGUUAUUUUAAAACCAACUAUAUCUUGA